Messenger RNA from Lytechinus variegatus (green sea urchin), 3043 nucleotides. Its product is annotated as eukaryotic translation initiation factor 5-like. Gene Ontology annotation, biological process: translational initiation; formation of translation preinitiation complex; formation of cytoplasmic translation initiation complex. Gene Ontology annotation, cellular component: cytosol. The transcript is spliced from 11 exons. Gene Ontology annotation, molecular function: GDP-dissociation inhibitor activity; translation initiation factor activity; eukaryotic initiation factor eIF2 binding. The record is from RefSeq and is a predicted model, not a curated record. NCBI's taxonomy places the organism in Eukaryota, Metazoa, Echinodermata, Echinoidea, Temnopleuroida, Toxopneustidae. The coding region runs from base 507 to 1778 and encodes 423 amino acids.
GCCAAAGAUAUUGCGCAAAUGCGCUGCUAAAUAGCCUAGAUUUUUCCACGCAUGUAUUUUCUGUUGCGGCGUUUGUUGGCGAAAAUUUUUACUGCUCUCUUGGAAUGAGUGGUUGAGAUUUCCACUUUACAAGCAAACGUCUGUCGAUUGUUCAUCGCCAAUCAACACGAGUUCCAUUGCCUUGGGCAGCAGCAGAGGUGCUGCGUUUUUGUGUAGCCUUUUCGUUUCAGCUGAAAUUAAGCCAUCUGGUCUUGCCAAAUUUUCUUUCUAAACCUUCCACACCUCGUCGUGUUUAUGUCUUUUUGCAAUAUAAACAAACUACUGUCGGUGAGAUUCACCUGUGCCCAGUGCCAAAGGCAUCCAUAUAGAAUACAAAAGCAACCCCCAGACAGGUUUAUGUCUUCACAGGCGCAUAAUUUCACACAUCCUUCACAUCUGCGCUGUUCCAGGCGGACCAAUAAAAACCAAAUUCACAAAGCCAGUAGUAGAAGAAACGGGAGAUCACAAUGUCUCUCAAUGUCAACAGAGCGGUCACUGACCAGUUCUACCGCUACAAGAUGCCACGUCUCCUAGCCAAGGUUGAGGGAAGUGGGAAUGGCAUUAAAACUGUCAUCAUAAACAUGGUGGAGAUUGGCAAGUCCUUAUGUAGACCACCUACAUACCCUACAAAGUUUUUUGGCUGUGAGCUUGGUGCCCAAACCCAGUUUGAUUUCAAGAAUAAUCGCUUCAUUGUAAAUGGCUCGCAUGAUGCUAACAAACUUCAGGACAUGCUAGAUGUCUUCAUCAAAAAAUAUGUGCUGUGUCCCGAGUGUGACAAUCCCGAAACCUUUCUGAUUGUGAAGAAAGGCAACAUUGGUCAGCGUUGUAUUGCCUGCGGUCACGUGGGUAUUGUGGACCUGCGUCAUAAGCUGAGUACAUUCAUCAUCAAGAACCCUCCUGAACAUGACCCAAGGAGCGUUGGAUCGUCAAAGACUGAACGCAAGGGGAAGAAGUCCCAGAGUAAACAACAGAAUGGAGAGGGUGAUGCCUGUCAAGAGGAGGAAGAUGCGAACUUAGAUGAUGGUGAUGAUGAGGAGUGGUCAGUUGAUACCAGUGAAGAGGCUAUCCGAGAGAGAAUGGGAGACUUGAGCAGUGGUGCUAAGGGCUUGACCCUCAAUGAUGACUUGGAGAAGACGGGACAGGAGAGACUCGACAUCUUCUAUAAAUUUGUAAAGGCAAAGAAAGCAGGAGGUGACUUAAAGGGGUGCGACAAGGAGUUUUUGGUAGAAGCAGAGCGUCUUGACAUAAAGGACAAAGGAGCUCUUAUUUUAGCUGAACUUCUCCUUGAUGAGCAAGUGUUGAAACAGCUCAAGCAGUAUCAGUAUCAUUUCUUGAGGUUUUUGAAUGACAAUCCUAAGGGUCAGAAGUAUUUCCUUGGAGGUAUUGAACAGCUGAUCGCUCUACAUGCCAAGGUUCUGGUUCCUAAGGUACCUUCAAUCUUCAAGGCUGUCUAUGAUCUUGACCUUGUCGAUGAAGAGGUCAUCCUAACCUGGGCUGCAAAGCCAUCCAAGAAGUAUGUUUCAAAGGAGAUAAUGCAACAGAUUCAUGAGAAAGCAGCUCCUUUCAUCAAAUGGCUCAAAGAGGCAGAAGAAGAAGAGUCCAGUGAGGAUGAAGUCGUGGUUGCUUUCAGUAACCGUGGAGGAGCUGGUCUCAAGGUGGAGAGUGCUCAACCAAACAAGACACCUGCUGCUCCACCACCUGCAAAGGAAGAAGAUGACCUUGACAUCGAUGAUAUCUAAAUACCGUCUCUACUGUGUACAUUGUCAAAAAACUGUCUUUAUUAUACACAUCUGCAUACCAGUAACCAUCUUCUCACAAGUUUAGAUAUGUUCUAUUUUCUGGCUUUCACUAGAAAGGGGAUGAUUUUGUGCUAUGGUAAGUGUGUUAUCUCCGGGUAUUUUGUGGUGGAAUUUUAUUUUAGUCGUAGGUUGCACAGUGAAAUCAGUAUGAUCCACAACAAGAAUGGAUGCAUUUGCUUUCUUAUGCUAUUAAAGGCAUUUUUCUCAUUUUCAUGGUAAAUAUACAGUUCAUAUUAUAUUAAAAUACAUUAUGGGUAGAUGUAAGUUAAGUUUGAUGACCUAUCAACGUGUGAUUAUAUUGUUGCUACCAUUCAAUGACAAAAAAAGGUAGAAAUAAAUUGAAAAUAAAUGAUGAAAUGGAUGGUAUUUUAAAAUCAGAAAAUGAUUAUUUGACUUGUGAGUCCAAAAUAGUUCAUAUUGGAGACUGAUUCUAUGGAUCUUAAUUUUUGUUUUUCAAUAUAGUAAGAUCAAACUUCGGAAUUGUUUUUAUAAUCUAUUGUGCACUAAUUGUUGAAUUUAUUGUUGCAAAGCAUGCUUUGAAAUUUAAAAAAACAAACAGCCAAUUAUUGAAACCUCAGAGCAUACCACUUAAUACAUUGUGUAGGAAAUGUACAUUGUAGAAAUGCUACUGUCAUAGUCCUAUUGGAUAUAUAUCACUCAGUAUAUUAUUCCAUUUUCAAGGUAACUGAAAUUUUGUCAUAUAUCAGCUUGUCAUUUGUUGUUUAUGUAAUGCAUAUCAGAGAUAUAAAUGUUACUACUUUUCUUCUGCAAAGGUGGUUAUGCUGCCUAUAAUUGUUAUAUCUUUUAUAGGGUCAAAUAUUUAAGUGGAUGGGUGAAUGAAGUGAACUGUUUGGAGGGGGGAGGAGUGUUACAGUUGUCAAAAGUUUACUUGAUAUCAAGAAAUGAAUUCAAGGAUCAAAAUCUUAUACAGUAGGACCUUGUAUUGCUUCUUAUCAAGACAAUCAAACCAUUGAAUAUUAUAGAUAUUACCGAAACAAAUUAAAAUUAUAACUUCUUGGAAAACUACAUCGUAUUUUGCUUAUUGCUUUCCAUGUUUGUUGAAAUGGAAUAGUCAUUCUAAAGUUGUUGUAUUUUGUGCAAACCUUUUACUGUGGAAUACAAGCUGAGAAUGUCUUGUUCAUGAGUAUUGUUAUUGCAUGCUACUCAUAUCUAUUAAAAUGCAGAUGAAUUGUGUCAUAAACUAA